Messenger RNA from Lodderomyces pseudojiufengensis, 348 nucleotides. RefSeq names its product 40S ribosomal protein eS10 (gene RPS10). Gene Ontology annotation, molecular function: RNA binding; structural constituent of ribosome. The coding region runs from base 1 to 348 and encodes 115 amino acids. The record is from RefSeq and is a predicted model, not a curated record. Gene Ontology annotation, cellular component: cytosolic small ribosomal subunit. Lineage: Eukaryota; Fungi; Ascomycota; Pichiomycetes; Serinales; Debaryomycetaceae. The transcript has a single exon.
AUGCCAAAUAGUGAAAGAAAAAAAAUCCAUCAACAUCUUUUCCAAGAAGGUGUUCUUGUAGCUCCAAAAAAUUUCGAAAUUCAACAUGAUGAAAUCGAUACUAAAAAUUUAUAUGUUAUUAAAGCUUUACAAUCAUUAACUUCAAAAGGUUACGUUCAUACUCAAUUUUCAUGGCAAUAUUAUUACUACACUUUAACUGAUUCAGGUGUAGAAUUUUUAAGACAAGAAUUAAAUAUCCCAGAAGGAAUUUUACCAUUAACUAGAUUAAAGAAUGCUCCUGCUGAAAGACAAAGACCACAAAGAGGUGGUGCUCCAAGAAGAGGUGGUUUCAGAAGAGGUAGAGAUUAA